Messenger RNA from Equus quagga, 7295 nucleotides. RefSeq names its product zinc finger protein 180 (gene ZNF180). Gene Ontology annotation, biological process: regulation of transcription by RNA polymerase II. The transcript has 5 exons. Bases 227 to 2215 code for a protein of 662 amino acids. NCBI's taxonomy places the organism in Eukaryota, Metazoa, Chordata, Mammalia, Perissodactyla, Equidae. Gene Ontology annotation, molecular function: RNA polymerase II cis-regulatory region sequence-specific DNA binding; DNA-binding transcription factor activity, RNA polymerase II-specific. The record is from RefSeq and is a predicted model, not a curated record.
GCGCCUCGGCCCUUUGGAGCUUAACUCGAGCGGCGCUGCUGAUGCCGGGUUGGGGGGUGGAGCGAACACGCUUAGCCCGAGUCUGUCGUUUGCAGAAUCGGAGCAGGGCUUGCUUGAGCCGCGCUCGUCCUGCCGCAGAGACGCGCCGGGCACGGAGGCUGGGACAGGCCGGGCCGCGCGGACGCCCAGCUCAGGACCUCGGGCCCCUGCCCGCCUGGAGGAGAGCAUGGAAGAGCAGGACGAGAAGCCGCCAGGGUCCCUGAGGGCCUGUGCGCAGGACUCCCUCCUUCCUCAAGAGAUUAUCAUCAAGGUCGAGGGAGAAGAUGCUGCGCCGCUGGCCAUCCCAUUCCAGGAAGGCGUGAACUUCAAGAUUGUGACUGUGGGCUUCACGCAGGAGGACGAGGGCAUUUUGAACCCUGCUCCGAAGACCCUGGACAGAGAUGUGAUCCUGGAGAACCACAGGGACCUGGUCUCUUGGGACUUGGCAGCCGCCCUUGGAAGAAGAGAAUCAACCUCAGAGCAGAACACGGAUGAUGAGCCGUCCCAGGGAGUGAAGAUAGAAGAGUUGACAAGAGAUGAUCCUUGGUUCUCUUCCUGUGGAGAAGUUCAGGAUUAUAAGGACCAGUUGGAGAAACAACAGGAAAAACAGGAGAGACUUUUGAAGGAAGGGGCCUUCACUCAAAGGAAAGCUGUUUCUCAUGAGAGAGUCUGCAAAGGUGAUGAACUUGAGAAGGGGGGUCUGAAUUCCAGUCUUCUUCCACCCCAGAUGAUACCCGUAAGAAACCAUUUUCAUAAACAUGCUUCACAUGUUAACAAGUUGCGUCAUAAUUGUCUCAUCAACAGUCAUCGGAUGGUUGAUGACAGUGAGAAACUGCUUGAGAAUAAUGGAUGUGGAAAACCUCAGAGCUUUCGCCUUAUUCAGUUUACAAGAACUCAACCGGAAGAUAAGUCCUAUGGACUUAGUGACGGCAUUCAGUCUUUUAGCCUUGGUACGCCCCUAAAUAUACGUGAGAAAAUAGGUGCAAGAGGAAAAGCCUUUGAUUUUAAGGAACGUGGGCACGUUUUGAAGCACAGCCUAUCCCACAAUGAACGACAGAGAAUCUCUGUUCAAGAGAGUCAGUGCAAAUUUAGUAAAACCUCCCAGAGUUCAUCCCUUGCCCAAAACGUGAGAAAUCAUUCUGAAGAGAAACCCUUUGAAUGUAACCAAUGUGGGAAAUCCUUCAGCUGGAGCUCUCAUCUCAUUGCCCAUCAGAGGACUCACACAGGGGAGAAACCCUAUGAGUGUAACGAAUGUGGGAAAUCCUUCAGCCGGAGCUCUCACCUCGUUUCCCACCAGAGAACUCAUACUGGAGAGAAACCUUAUAGAUGUAAUCAGUGUGGGAAAUCCUUUAGCCAGAGCUAUGUCCUUGUCGUGCAUCAGCGAACCCAUACUGGAGAGAAGCCUUACGAAUGCAGUCAGUGUGGAAAGUCAUUUAGGCAGAGCUACAAGCUUAUCGCCCAUCAGAGAACUCAUACUGGAGAGAAGCCCUAUGAAUGCAAUCAGUGUGGGAAAUCCUUUAUUCAGAGCUAUAAACUUAUUGCGCAUCAGAGAAUUCAUACUGGAGAAAAACCCUACGAGUGCCAUCAGUGUGGAAAGUCCUUCAGUCAGAGUUAUAAACUUGUCGCCCAUCAGAGAACCCACACAGGAGAAAAGCCCUUCGAAUGCAAUCAGUGUGGGAAAUCCUUCAGCUGGAGCUCUCAACUGGUUGCCCAUCAAAGAACUCACACUGGAGAGAAGCCCUAUGAAUGUAGCGAGUGUGGGAAAUCUUUCAACCGCAGUUCUCACCUCGUCAUGCACCAGAGAACGCACACUGGAGAAAAACCCUACGAGUGUAAUCAGUGUGGGAAGUCCUUCAGCCAGAGUUACGUUCUGGUCGUGCAUCAGAGGACUCACACUGGAGAGAAGCCGUACGAGUGCGGUCAGUGUGGGAAAUCCUUCAGGCAGAGCUCAUGCCUUACUCAGCAUCAGAGAACUCACACUGGAGAGAAACCCUACGAGUGUAAUCAGUGCGGGAAAACGUUCAGCUUGAGUGCUCGGCUCAUUGUCCAUCAAAGGACUCAUACUGGAGAGAAACCCUUCACAUGCGGUCAUUGUGGGAAAGCUUUUAUUAACAGCUCUAAACUUAUUAGGCAUCAGGCAACUCAUACAGAAGAGAGACCCUAUGAAUGUAGCUAGUUUGGAAACCUUGCCACCGAAGUUUCUUUUCUUUCCUUUUUUCUUCUUUCUCUUUCAGGGGAAUCCAUUUGUUGGGAAGAGCUGGUGUAAGAACAGGGUGUGUGGAAAAGCUUUCAGUUCAUCCUCUAUUAUUGUGUAUCUGGAAAUUUGUUCUGGAGAAGAAAGGAAUGGAAACGAUGAAUCACGUAUUUUACUUAGCAAUUCCGUAUUCAAAAUCAAACUUAGCCCUUAUGAUGUAUUUCCACAAAAGUAGUAGGUAUUGGCACUUUUCCUUGCAGAAAACACUCAGACCCAAAUCUGGGAGAAUUGCCAUUAAGUGGGCAAUAUGCUGUGGAAUGAGUGUGAGCGAAGUAGGGUUCUUUUCCAAUAAAGAGUUGAUGAGACGGCCAGCACGGCUGGGCUUGUUGAGAGGGUUGUAGUUAAUAGCACUUACGCUGGAAAACAGUUUUUCUGUGUAUCAUUUUACCACGCAAUUUCCCCAGUAGCUGCUUUGUAAUCUGUUUCAUACAGCACUUUCUCUUAUUGUGAAGAUUUUAUAAAAAUUAGGAAAAUGGCUAAGGUAUGAAGUGAAAAAUACAGGACAAGAAAAUACAACAUUCAUUUCUAGAACCACUGUGAUAAGAUAUUUGUGUAUGGAUCAGGAUCAAAAGGAAUUCUGGGUGUAUCUGUUUGAUUUUUAAGUUUAUGCCUGGUUUUCUCUUUUUUGGAUUCUAUGCUAUUUUGCUAUAAUAAAAGAUUUGAUGAGUAAAAAUGAGUCAAAGACACAGAUACACAAAAACAGAGUUUUUCAUCUCUUUUGUCUAACCAUUUAGGAAGGACUGGGUGGCCAGAUAGCAAAGAUUCCUCAGCACUCUGAGAUUGCCGUUUGGAUCAGCACAAGCAGAUCAUCUGUAGUACUUAGAGCCCAGGGAUAGUCUCCAUUGAAAAUAAAAUACUUGCCUAGGAAUGUGGACCUGGAAGUUUAGGCCAGAAAGGGUUCUGUAUGGGGUUCAGAAUGCAUGGGCAGUAUAGUGGGCAUUUUCUUCAUAUAUACAGAACAGUAUAAAGGAGUUCUAUCUUUGAGGGAUUUUUUCUCCUCUCACGUAGUAUUGUCUUUUUUGUUCUGGGAUAUAUUCCCUAAUGUGAGUUCUGAGUGGCAAUCACUCCCCUGGCUAAGUGCUCAUCACCUAAAUUGACCUUGCAAGAAUGUUUUUGGAGAGGCGAGAUUGAAAGCUACUGGUUUUUUUAGAUUUAGUUUACAUAUCUUUCUGGUCUUUGUCCCUAAAUCCUGUAUUCUAAUCUUGUGGAUUUUCACGGACCUGAAACCUCUGAUCCCAGAGCGUUAAUGAAAAAUAAGAGGAGAGGAUAGAAAGAGAGAGAGAAAGCUAAAGUGACAUUUGAUAAGGGUUUCCCUUAGUAAAACUCUGUCCCCACGAGAUGACCCUAAGUGGAGCUGUCUCUGUGAGGAUUAAGCCAGAGAGUGCAGCACACCUGGCCAUGACUGGAGUUCUGGGGGAACAAGUGUUGAUGACUGGAGGACUGGCUCCCCAUCCCAAGAGCAUCUUCAGUCCAUGAAGGUCCUGAGGGAGAAACAGCAAGGGUUUUCCAUAUGUUGCCUUAUGGGGAGGACAUAAAAUUGUGAAAAAUCCUAAUUUAGCAAGAGGACCUGAAAAGGCUUCUUUUCCCCAAAGUUUUAGAUACAACCAGUGUCCAGUUCUGGGUCCAAGUGGAUGAUCUUCCCCGGGUGUGUUGACUCUUACUUUUUAGGCAGGAGCCACCAUUGUACAAAUGAGAAUAAAGCCAAUGGGGCUAAGAAGGAAGGCUCUGAAGAUUUCAGGUUUGGGAAGUGAUUUAUUGAGAGCUCUUCAAUAAAUGUUAAAAGUACUUCGUUGAAAAUGUGCACUUGGUAAAACUGCAAACAAUUUUUGAAGUGAGUGUAAGUAAUUGUGUGUGUGUGUGUUUCUGGCCAGGUUGAAAAUGUGGAUCAUCUGUGCACACUAAGUCAUAAGUGUUAUAUCAGUUUCUAGGUGGUGAUUUAUGGUUGCCAGAUGUUUUGAAGAUAGAUUCAGUAAAUAAAAAUGUUGAUUUUUAUCAUCUGCUCAAUAAUUUCCUUUUGUAGGAGAGGUAUUCUCUCCCCCCACCCCCACAGUUUUAUUGAGAAAUAGUUGACAUGGUAUUCUUUUAAUUAAAAAACGGUCAACCAAAAAUGAAGAGAAGUUAAAGUGACAGCCAAAAAUAUGUAAACUUCCGAACCUAAAAUUCAGGGUUAAAAAGGAAUUAGUAACUUGAUUUUAAUGACAUAUGUAUGACAUAUAUGUAAUGACAUAUGUCCCUUGCAUAAAAAUUUCUGUGUGUAUAAAAUUCACAAAAUUAAAGUUGUGCCUUGCCAUAGAAAAAUUUUAUAGAGAUUUUUUACAGACCAAAUUUCUUUCACCAUAAUCGCGUAAAAUUAGAAAUAAGUAAAAGGUGACCAAAAUGUUUUUAAGUACAGUCACACGCCACAUAACAUUUCAGUCAACAACAGACUGCAUAUAUGAUGGCAGUCCUGUAAGAUUAUAAUGGAGCUGAAAGAUUCCUGUUGCUUAGUGAUGUCCUAUUGUAAUGUCAUAGCACAACACAUUGCUUGUGGGUUUGUGGUGAUGCUGAUGUAAAUAAACACUGAACUGCCAGUUAUAUAAAAGCAUAGCACUUAGAAUUAUGUACAGUACUUGAUAAUACUUGAUAAUAAAUGACUGUGUUACUGGCUUAUGUGUUUCCUAUACUUUUUAUCAUUAUUUUAGAGCGUGCUUUUUCUACUUAUAAAUAAAAAAGUUCACCAUGAAAUAGGAUGCUGUGUCAUGCCAGCAGCAACCUCAUACAUCUCGUGUUUACCAUGUGUCUCGACUGUAUCAUUUCCUCUUGUGCUUGGUUUAGUCUCAUGUUGUUUUGUUCAUCAUGGCCCCUAAGCAUACAAAACCCACCACUAAGGUUGCUGGUAAGAGGCCAUAUCAACUGAUUAACCUGGAAAUGAAAUUAAAAGUGAUUAUGGACCACGAAGGAGGAAAAUCAGUGAUGGUUCUUCCUUGCCAGUCAGACACAUCCCAUUCCACCACAGCUCCAGUCUUGAAAGACAAGAACAAAGUGACAGAAGCUGUUAAAGGAUCUGCUUCAUUGAAGGCAGUGAGACUCACACAGAUUUGAGAAGGGCCUAUGUCAGACGUGGAGAAACUUCUAAUGACCUGGACUGAAGGCCAGACACAGGAGCGUAUCCCUCUCAGCACCAUGACCAUCACGGCCAAAGCAAAAGGUUUGUUUGCAAUGUUGAAAGACAAGGCUAGAUCUGACUACAAUGUCGAAUUUGCUAUCUCUGGAUGGUUUAAACAAUUCCAGGAUGGUUAUUCAUUACAUAGUGUGAAAGUGAGCCAUGAGUCUGCAAGUUCUGACGGGAAGGCAGCUGAAGAAUUUUUGGAAUUCUAGCAAAACUUAUUGUGGAGGAAAGUUACUUGCCAGAGUAAAUAUUCAAAAUGGAUGGAACUCCGUAUUCUGGGAACAGAUGCCUGAAAGGGCUUUCAUCCAUAAGGAGGCCAAGUCAGUGCCAGGUUUCAAGGCUUUUAAUGACAGGAUAACAGUCUUGCUUGGGGGCAAUAUUGCAGGCUACAAAUUAGAACCCUUUGUGAUCUGACACACUGAGAACCCCAGGGUCUUUGAGCAUAUCAAUAAGCACACAAUGUUACUGGAGCAGUAAGAGGUCAUGGAUGACCCAGCUCCUCUUCCAAGAUGCCCUCCUGAAUUGCUAUGCCAGUGAAAUGGGGAAGUACUGUUUGCCGAAUAAUAUGCCUUUCAAGAUUUUCCUUAUUGUUGAUAAUGUUCCUGGACAUUUUCCUUUUAUUGGUGGUCUUCAUCCCAAUAUCAAAGUGGUGUUUCUCCCUCCAAACACCACCUCUGUGAUCCAGUCACUGGAUCAAGGAGUUAUAGCAGCUUUUAAGGCCUACAGCCUGAGCAGCAUGUUUUCCCAGGCUGCUGCUGCAACUGAGAAAGACACUAAUGCACUUCUGGAAGGAUGACAACAUCUGUGACUGCAUCAAGAACCUUGCUUGGGCUCAGGAUGAUGUCACCAAGGAGUGUAUGAGUGGCAUCUGGAAGAAGGCACUCAAGAGGUUUGUCCUUGACUUAGAAGGAUUUGCUAAGGAUGAGGAGGCUGUGGUUGAGAGGGCAAACAAUUUACCCUGGGUGUGGAUGCGGAUGACACUAAGGAGCUCCUAGAGGUGGUUCCUGAGGAAUUGACUAAUGAGUUGUUGGAACUGGAACAGGAAUGCAUAGCUAAGGAAGAGGGAAGAGAAAAGGAAACUACAGGAGAAGGAAAAGAAGAACCCCCAAGAAAAUGCACAGGGAAGGGUUUAGCAGAAGUUUCACAGACCUCAACAAGUUCCUGGAAAAGUCUGCAAACAUGGACCCCAACACUGAAAGGUUUUCAUUAAUAGAGAGGCAUGUUCAUGGUGCAUCAUCAGCCACAAGCAAAUCUAUGAUGAAUCAAACAAACAAACCGAGCCAACCAUCAUGGACAUAUUUCUGAAAAGAGUGGCACCUUCUCAAGAUUGGCCUCAGGCGCGUCCUUCAGGAGGCAUCCCAGAAGAAGGCUGUGUUAGCAUCGGAGAUGACAGCUCCAUGCGUGUCAGUGCCCCUGAAGACCUGCCAGUGGGACAAGAUGUGCAGGUGGGAGACGGUGAUGUUGAUGAUCCUGACCCCAUGUAGGCCUGGCCUAUUGUAUGUAUUUGUAUCUUAGUUUUCAAUUUAAAAGUUUAAAAAGUAAAAAAAUAAAUAAAUAAAAAUAGAAAAAAGAAGCAGAGAAUGAAAAAUGAGCAGAAUGUGGCUGAGCGCUUGGUUAUUGGCCUUGACAAAGGGAGUUUCUCAAUGUUUCACAAAGAUCCUGAGAAUCACAGCUGUGAGUACAGACGAGGAAAGAGUGUUGCAGGCCAGCACCAUCCCUAACCUGUCUGCAAAGGCCAGAAAGGUCACAAUUUGUGGGAGGCAGUGCUCUCUUUCAGUGUUUGUGUUCGAGGGCCUGGGUACUCCACACCGUGUUCCAUAUCUGAGAAAACAGAUGCACACACUUGGAGUUUCA